UUUCUUACUAAAUUAACAGAAUCUUCAUAAUCUUCUUCAUUGUAUUUUCAAAUAGAAGAUACACCUAUUAGGAUGCAUUUUCUUUUUCUUUUUUAACAGAUGGAAAUUGAUUAAUUUUAAUACUAUUCCAUACAUUAAGGCAGUGUGGUCACUGUGGACUUCUCACGAAUAUUGCUCCUUUCUAAAUUUCUCAGUUAUUCGCAUUAAUUCAGUUUUAAGAGAUAAAUAGCAGGCUUUUGUUUUUCAUUUUUAAAAUGAUCUUAUUCCUUAAAUGCUGAACAUUUAACACAUAACGAUUAAGGGAAAAUAUUGUCUCAAUUUUAGGUACUCGGACAUUUGUUAGUUGUUUUUGAUAAUCAUGUUAAUUCACAGUGUAGAUCUUCCAGGUGAAUAUUAUUUUUCCUUCUGAACAUAUAAGGGAAUUAAGACUAAAAGACAUUAUAAGUCUGCAUAUCUAGUUAUUUGAACCAAGAUUAGGAUCCAUUUUCUUAAAGUGUUUCUCAUUGUCUUAGCUCUAAUGCUGUGGUGAUUUUAUUGAAUUUUAUUUUAGUUGUUGUUUUUGACAUCAAGUUUUAAUUAAUGGUCCCUUUGGUGCAUGAAAGUCUAAUUUUAUGUUUAAAAAAUGAUUAUUAUGAAUGUAAUAAGUUAUUGGUCUUAUUUCCAAGAUUUCAACCUCUAAAAACAAUAUAAAUGACCCCAAAAAAGAAAAACCCUCACUUCAUGUUCCAUCAAUGAUAGUUGUUUCAAGGACGGUGAAUGUUUUAUUCACCAAUAUAACCGCUCUUAGAAAAGGAAUAACACAUAGUAGUCACUCAAAAGUUUGUUGAGCAAAUUAUGAAAAUUAAUACCUGUGUUGUUGAUUUUGUACAGUCCAGUGAAUUAUAUUUCUUCUGCAUCAUUUACUAUCUUAGAUGUUUUGACUGUGAGUCAAGUGUAUUACGAAGGCUAAAGCACAACAGGUCUUCUUAGCCAAUUAAAAUUAAAUGUUUUCUUAUGUUUUUAAUAUUACUAAGGAAAAAGGGAAAUUAAAGCCUACUACCCUUAUUCAGAACAAAAAUAAAAGGGACAAUGGCCUUAGAGCUAUUGAGAAUUUGAUGAAGAAGAAAGGGAAAUUUGAUUACAUACUGUUAGAGACCACCGGAUUAGCAGAUCCUGGUGCUGUAGCUUCUAUGUUUUGGGUUGAUGCUGAAUUAGGGGUUGAUAUUUAUCUUGAUGGUAUCAUAACUGUUGUGGAUUCAAAAUAUGGAUUAAAACAUUUAGCAGAAGAAAAACCUGAUGGACUUAUCAAUGAAGCUUCUAGGCAAGUUGCUUUGGCAGAUAUCAUCAUCAUCAAUAAAACAGACUUGGUUUCAGAAGAGGAUUUAAACAAAUUAAGAACAACUAUUAGAUCAAUAAAUGGACUGGGAAAAAUUUUAGAAACACAGAGAUCAAGAGUUGACCUUGCAAAAGUAUUAGAUCUUCAUGCCUUUGACAGUCUCUCUGGAAUAAGUUUGCAGAAAAAACUUCAACAUGUGCCAACAACACAACCUCAUCUUGAUCAGAGUAUUAUUACAGUCACAUUUGAAGUACCAGGAAAUGCAGAGGAAGAAAGUCUAAAUGUUUAUAUUCAGAAUCUUCUGUGGGAAAAGAAUGUGAGGAACAGGGAUGACGACUGCAUGGAGGUCAUACGACUGAAGGGGCUAGUGUCAAUCAAAGACAAACCACGACAAGUGAUUGUCCAAGGUGUCCAUGAGCUAUUUGAUCUGGAGGAGACACCAGUGAACUGGGAAGAUGACAGUGAGAGAACAAAUCGAUUAGUUCUUAUUGGCAGGAAUUUAGAUAAGGAUAUUCUUAAACAACUAUUUAUAGCUACUGUGACUGAAACAGAAAAGCGAUGGGCAACACAUUUCCAAGAAGAUAAAGUUUGUCCAUAACACUAGAAGCAUCGCCAAAAGGACUGGAUGAUAAAAGUGAGAAUAAGUUUCCUGUUGGAUGUAUUUCAAGCAUCUAUUUUUUGCAUUACUUUUCUUAUGAAUUACAGUGUAUCCUUUAAAAUAGUAUUUAUUUUAUAGAAUACAUAAAUAUAGUAAAUCAGUAAUAUAAAACCCUUGACAUUCAUUCAAUAAAACGUAAUUUCCUAUGACUUUUUCUUUGUAGACAGAUGAUUUGCAAACUUAUCUUUGGAGUUCACAUAUGCUGAAAUUCUCACCCAUGGAAAUUUUAGUAGUAAUAGUGGUAUCAUGUUGAUAUAUGCCAGAAACCAAUACAAUACUGUAAAGCAAUUAUCCUCCAAUUAAAAAUAAUUUUUAAAAAUGGUAAAA
This is a messenger RNA of Dama dama (fallow deer), 2300 nucleotides long. Its product is annotated as zinc-regulated GTPase metalloprotein activator 1B. The record is from RefSeq and is a predicted model, not a curated record. The coding region runs from base 984 to 1913 and encodes 309 amino acids. NCBI's taxonomy places the organism in Eukaryota, Metazoa, Chordata, Mammalia, Artiodactyla, Cervidae. The transcript is spliced from 13 exons. Gene Ontology annotation, cellular component: cytoplasm.